GGUGCAAUCUUCCGAGAAUGCUGCCUCGUUUGAGAACCUCGGCCUCCUUUUAUGUAAACUUUUCACUUGCGAUGGUGGCUCUGUCGGUUCUUCGCUUGCUUCCAAAUUGCCUCCGUUUGAAGCGGUGCCGUCCAACAGACCUCCCAGUUCGUGUCAGGCGAUCGCUGAGAGCAGCUCACAAUAGUGCAUUUUCAUCUUGCUUCAAUUGUUUACAUCGUGAGCAAAUUGGUAUGUGAUGCCUUGUUUAUAUUUGUGACACUCAUACAUGCUCACUACGCG
Molecule: messenger RNA, 279 nt
Organism: Suillus fuscotomentosus
Lineage: Eukaryota; Fungi; Basidiomycota; Agaricomycetes; Boletales; Suillaceae
Exons: 1
Coding region: 18-236 (72 amino acids)
Source: RefSeq, a predicted model, not a curated record